AUGCCGCACUCAUCGCCCGCCACACCUCCACAGCCCGAACAAUACAUCGUUCGGCCGACGGCUCACUGUCCCAACAACUUCUUACCUGUGCUGGUGUAUCGAGGUGUGUUGCCGGAGCCACACAAUGAGGAGACGACAUCCACUUAUCUCCAGCGAUACGGGUGGGUAAAGAAGGGCACUUGGGGAACCAUCACGACCAAACAUUUUCACCCCAACACCCACGAAUGCUACGGUAUCUUCCAGGGCGACUCUGAGCUCGUCUUUGGUGAAGGCGGGGGCGACACGAGCGGGACUGGGGCCAGGUGUUUUGUUCGUGCAGGGGACGUCGUCGUUGUCCCCGCCGGCGUAGCCCACGCUUCGGUUACUCAGGAGAGGAAAUUGGAGGAGGGGGGAGACGGUGGAGAGAGAUAUCGGUACAUUGGCGUCUAUCCUGAAGGCGCACCCAAAUGGCGGAACGAGUAUGGUAAGAAACCACUGGUCGACAAUCGCGAGCUAGCCGAGGAAGUAUCUUAUGUGCCUGUUCCGGACAAGGAUCCUAUCAGCGGGCUUGGGGGCCCAUUGGUACAGAUCUGGACCGGUAUCGGGCUUCGUAAUACCUAG
Messenger RNA from Colletotrichum destructivum, 600 nucleotides. RefSeq lists its product as uncharacterized. The record is from RefSeq and is a predicted model, not a curated record. The coding region runs from base 1 to 600 and encodes 199 amino acids. Lineage: Eukaryota; Fungi; Ascomycota; Sordariomycetes; Glomerellales; Glomerellaceae. The transcript has 3 exons.